AUGUCAGAAAUCAAUCGUACUUUUGUUAAGCGAACUAUCUUUGUACCUCUGGUGGAAGAGACGUCUGAGAACAAUCAGAGCACGAGCACAAGUACAUCGCGUGACGCUUCAAAAGGAAAUAUACUGACGAAUCCAGGUAAAGUUUCUCUACAUGGGAGACUUUUACUACAUCGCCCUCAAUGGGAUACAGAUAUAACUGCGUUCUCCGAGAGCGUUAACAUAAUAGAAGGCAUAGACCACGACAUUCGCACACCGGACAAACUUAUCGAUGGAAUUAACAAUACCAAAGACGGUCGUCACUCCUGGCUGAUUCCGAUACUCCCUGGACAAACGAAUCGUGUGUAUCUAAUAUUUUAUCAGCCUAUUACGGUAUCAAUGAUCAAGAUAUGGAAUUACGGAAAGACUCUGCAGAGAAGAGUUAAAGAAUUUGCAAUAUUGGUGGAAGAUCUGUUAGUUUAUAAUGGAACAUUAGAUAAACAUAAUUCGUACGGCCUGGUAACGUUCGUGAAGGAAAGUGGUAACAAUGAAAACGUGGUAAAUCGAGCAAGAGAAUCAAGUCUUGAAUUUGCGAAGAAAUACCUCAGGCACUAAUUCGUUGCCGGAUCCAUCUCUUCGUCCACAUACAUCCUUACAAUUUAAGGAAACGUAACUAUAUGUACAUGGUAUAACGUAUAUAAUAAAACUGUGCGCACGUUUUA
Messenger RNA from Dinoponera quadriceps, 698 nucleotides. RefSeq lists its product as uncharacterized. NCBI's taxonomy places the organism in Eukaryota, Metazoa, Arthropoda, Insecta, Hymenoptera, Formicidae. The record is from RefSeq and is a predicted model, not a curated record. The coding region runs from base 1 to 591 and encodes 196 amino acids. The transcript is spliced from 6 exons.